UCAUUGCUGAUGGCAGUAAUUGAAAGUACCCAGCUGACUUUUCUAACCAUCCUGUCCUUUGCUCCUUGUACUAGCUGAGCUUCAAUUCCUUUGCAAGCUAGUCUGACCUUCCCAUUCUCCUCCCUGCAGGUGUGACCAGUACGUGACCCAGCUGGACCAGAUGCAGCGGCAGCUAGCGGCCGCCGAGGACGAGAAGAAGACACUGAACUCGCUGCUGCGCAUGGCCAUCCAGCAGAAACUGGGCCUGACCCAGAGACUGGAGGAUCUGGAGACCCCUCACCCUGGAGCCAGCCCUCGACGGAGCCGCGGAAAGCCCGUCCGAUCCUCCCGCAGCCCCAGAGCCAGCCCAGUCAGGCACUACCGCAGCCCCCGAGCCAGCCCACGAUGAAACCAUCUGAAAAAGAACCUUCCACGAUGUUCCACUGAAGCCGAUUUUCUGUCCUUGGAAUUCAGUUUUGUCACAGACGCUGACACCGUGCUCUCUGUCUUCUUCCUCCUCCUCAUUUCUAAAAUAACUGGACAAAGAAUUAAUUCAUCCCUCGUUCCCACUGAAAACUUAAUGACAAAUCCAAGUACUGCAACGCUGUCCUGAAUAUUGAAUAAACAAAACAAAUGAUGCUUCAAAAUUGGAAAAUGUUCCAUUUUAAGGAUUUUGCACUAAUACAUUGACAAAACUAUGACCCUUUUUUUGUCUUACAAUUUAUAAUGUUUUAAUUGAACAGUGUAAAUGUUGGUUCUAGUUUACAAUGAUGGCAAAUAGUUUACUUUAGUGGAUAGCUGUUCCUAUCUGGUGAUUCAAUGCCACCCACACAAUCUACCAUUGCAUAUCUUUUUGAAGUGAGUAUCCAUAUAGGAAUUGGGUUACAGAAGCACACGAUGGCUUUUUACAGCUCACUGCAUCACCACAAUUGUGAAACUUACAGCCUCUAAACUUAUUUGGGGGACUUAGAACUAAUCUAAUCAGCCUGAUUUUAAAUAAGGGUCAAUUGAUCUAAAAAUGAUUUAGAUAAAACAAAGAAAUGAUCACCAACUGUUACAUUUACAAUAACUUUUUUUUGUGUGCUUCAUUUAAAAUCCCCUAUUUAAAUGAUAUUUUAAACCACAGUUUAAAAGAUCAGCUCUAUCAAGUAGUUAUGUCAAUGUGUUUAUAAUCUCAUACUGUUGCAGAAGGAGAAUGUAACUGAUUAUAUAUUUUAGUGUAAAACUGGCCUGGAUUGUGGGACACUGGCAGUUAAAAUCAUGCCACAUACACUCAAACCACUUGAAAACUGCAAUUUUUAUUAUUAAAAAUAUAUAUACAAAGUCAUCAAGUUGCAAACUCCAUUACAACGUGCCUUAUGUAUGUUUUAUAAAUGUAACUGUUGGG
Polyodon spathula (Mississippi paddlefish) is the source of this 1366-nucleotide messenger RNA. RefSeq names its product protein bicaudal D homolog 1-like. Bases 161 to 388 code for a protein of 75 amino acids. Gene Ontology annotation, molecular function: dynein complex binding; dynactin binding; cytoskeletal adaptor activity. Gene Ontology annotation, cellular component: cytosol; Golgi apparatus. Gene Ontology annotation, biological process: regulation of microtubule cytoskeleton organization; protein localization to organelle; microtubule anchoring at microtubule organizing center. NCBI's taxonomy places the organism in Eukaryota, Metazoa, Chordata, Actinopteri, Acipenseriformes, Polyodontidae. The record is from RefSeq and is a predicted model, not a curated record. The transcript has 2 exons.